AUGUUUGCCGGUGCCUUCCAGGUUUCUGUGGAAACGAAAACAGCGCUCCUUAAUGUGCUUUUUGCCUAUCUUGAAGCAUGUCCCACACAGUAUCUGGCCCUUCUUUUCAACGAUUUCGCCCUUGCGCCACUCGUGAUCCCCUUAGACGACGACACGGCCGUUCUGAAAUGUUUUACGAUUGCCACGUGGAUAAGACUUAAUGGCGCUCUCGCACCGGACUCGGAAACCGACACCUUUCUGCCGCUCACGCUCUUUCUGUUGGUGAAUUCUGCUGACCACGAGCCGCUCAUCGUGCAGAUCCAGCUUUGGCAUGACAAGUUCUUUGUCAACACCAUAAAUCGGGGAAACGGAUCGAAAUGCCGCUUCAUGUUCAACCACGUGCUAAAACUGCGACUGCAGCGCCAAGAAUUCACACAUUUUGUGCUCACCUACGACAAGUACCAAAAUCUUAAUCUAUACAUUGACGGCGAUUACAGCGAGUCCAUUCCGUGCCCGGUGAUCUCAAAGGCUGACACAAGAUGGAUCAAACUAUAUGUGGGUGACCCGCUGGACCCGCUGGAACGGGACAAUGGAGGCAUGAACUUGUUUUCUAAGCAAGAAUUGUUAAUAAAUAAUCUUGUUGUCUUAGACAUUGCUUGCACCUUCGAGUGGGUUAGCCUUCUAUUCUUCUUGGGUAUUGGCUAUGAUUGGUCACAGAAAGAGUUUCUGGAGCACAACAUCACGGGGUUCUUGGAUCACUUAUCUAAACAAAACUACGUCCUGAUGAGCUAUCGUGUGGCAGACAUUCUCAGCUCUAGGGGCCAGCAAGUGCCAUACCGCAUGGAGAGCCACCAGCGGCUCGCACUAUCAAAGAAGAAACAAGUGCCUGUGGGAAUCCUGUUACCAAACAAAGCACAAAUGGUCAGUCUUUUGGCAGAAACAAAAAUCACCACUGCAAACUUUCUUUUAGACAUAACCAACCCGCAGUUUAUCGAGUUCAUUGCCAGGGCAAAUGGUCAGCAGAUUGUUCAUCACCAAUUCAACGCUUUCUGCAGCUCGCUCUAUUGUUGGGGAGGCUCUGCUCUCUUACUUUCGAUGAUGGAAGCCAUCAUGAAAGCCGACUAUACUGAUCUGCGUCAUCGAGACUUCUUGUUUUUUGAAACGCUGCGGUUGCUUCUCUUAUGCUUGGAGAAAGAUGUCCAGCUCAGUCAAGAGUUCGAGACUAGUGAUGGUUAUUGGGCCCUUGCGUUGUUGAUCGACUGUUACAAGUCAAACUUCAACGCAAAUCUAGAGCUCAAAGAUUGGUCUGAAUUUCAGAUCCCCGCUUGCCCAUCAAGAGAUGAACUCAACCCAAGUCUCUUGGGAGGCAGCUAUUUCAGAAUGAUCAUUGGCUUCACAAGUGCAAGCGACAAUUCCGGACCUUACAUUUCCAAUCCACUUGCAUUUCAAACGUUGGUGCUAAACUUCGAUAUUUUUUCGAGUACUACCGGCUUUUCGAGCCUAGAAAGGCAUAUCCUAGACUUGACAGCUACAGAAAAACACCACUUCUACAAUGUCAAGGAACUUAGUAAAAUGAAAGUCCUUAAAAAACUUUUACAGCACAUCAAGUCCAGCAUUAUUGAAGGAACGGACAUGGGAAAAAUCAAACAUUUAUCCCAACUACUUGCAACAAUGAUCAAAGUGGAAGUUUCUGUUGAAUCCAUAAAGCUUGUGUCAAACUUUGUUAUUUUUGCUCUUUAUAACGAGCCCUUCAGGGAAGAAUCGCAGCUCAUUGGUCUUGAAGCUCUAGUUGCCUUGACAAACACGCUCUGCGGUUCUUCUUCUUUGGUGAAACUGCUCAAAAAGUUUUCUCGCUCUAUUUCCAUUCAUUGGAUAUUACUACUCUUAAACUUUGAGGGUGAAAACAAGCAUAUGUCAGCAAAAAUUGUCUGCUGCGCAAUAGGACUUUUAUCCAAGUUUUUACGAGUUCUUGGCCCACAUAUGAUCAAGCGUUUCUUCCAAGCCAAUAGGGGGCUCAGCGUGCUAAGCUAUUUCCUUCAGAACUGGUGGAAUAAUGAUAGCGUUGUCAGUGUUCUCUUCAUGAACAGUUUUGGUGUUGAUAAUGAUAAUUAUGGAUCCGAGUUGGAUUCACUUCCUGAUCUCAUCAGAAACAAAAAACUAACCCAUACUACUAGGGCCACUUUGAUUCCAGAUUAUAUUAACUUGUUGAACAAGUUAGUUUUGACGGGUUUAAUUCAAUUGGGACAGAAACAAGGUAAGGUCUUGAGCACCCCCAGUUCCCCACUUAGAAGCUUCCUGACCGGGACCUCCAUCAAUGACCAGGUUUCAGAACUUUAUCUUGACGUCAUGCACCUUAUCAAUCAAAUCGCAGAUAUGAUUGAGACUGGAUUCUCUGAAUCCGUGGCACUUCAGGCUAUUUUUGUAACCAAAGACUGGCUUGAAGGUGCUUUCGAAAUAGUUGCGCACUUAAAAGUUCUCGGAGAAAGCUCACAUCCUACAACGCAAAUCAAAAUUGAUUUUGAAGCUUGUUUGACUAGGUAUGUCUCUGUCUUGAGUGCCAUAUUUGUGUCCAUGCUAUUAGACGUCAAGAAAUUGCUUAGUAUCAUGAAGCUCCUUAGCGACAUUACUAAAAAGUUGAUAAUUGACAUCAUUUUUCCAAACAUAUUUGGCCAUAUCAAUGGAUUUCUUUUCAACUCAAAUUUUAUCUUCAAGGAGCUGGAAUUUAUCAAAGGUGCGACAGAAAUACUUAACAUUUAUCAUCACGACUUUGUGCUCCAGAACUAUUUCAUCAGCCGAGAAAAUUUGGAUGCCUACUUAACUUGUCUAGUCGCUGUCAUAGAGACUAGUGAUACCCAAUCAUGCGUGAUGCAUCAACUUGGGCCAAUUUUGGGACAUGCGCUUAUAAUGCGUUUAUCGACAAUCUCUCAUACUACAAGCGAUACAGACGAGUUUGAUGAGGAACUCGAAAAUGACUUCUCUGAGGACCUUGAUGAAAACGUGAAGUUUUGCUUAAACAAGCAAUUGCUCAUCUUAGAUCUGCUGGUUUUGAAUGACACAAACUUGCGUCUGACCAUAGAGCUCAUAAUGGGAAAUUUUCUCAAGUUGUCCCCACAAAAACAGUAUGAACUUUCUGAGCAUGUGCUUAAUUUCCUCAGAUCUGCGAUUGUUAUGAGAGAAAAUGACUUCAGUCAGAUUAUGAUACAAAUGACUCAUGUAAGUGACUAUCAAAACUCAAGCGGAAUAUUGUCAGAGUUUUUCUCAUUUUUAGCUACUCACAACGACGAGGAGACUGUGAAGUACAUCCAAAAAUUCCCCACCACGAAACACAUUUUCAAUAAGAAUUUCCAUUUCAGGCUCAGCAAGUUGAGAGACAUAGGUCAUGUUAGUGUGUUAGAUAUGAUGCAAGUGGUUAUAAACAGUGGUGGAAAUCUCGGGAAUACAAAUAGUGCACAGUUACAAAGUUUUGAGAGAGACUGUAAAAAUUUAAAACUGGGCACUAUAACUCAAGAACUCAUAAAAUACAACUGGGAUCUUCAAGAUACGCACGAAAACUUUCAAUUCCGGUCUACUUCAUACAUAGCCCUCAAAGCGGACGUGCACAGGUUGCUUCAAGAGUCUCCCAUAACCAAAACAGACUUCACGCUCGACUAUAUUGAAGGUGCAAAUCGAAUGAGAAUGUUGCUUGUGAGCGAAGAUCAGAUGCCAGAAUCUGAAAAGCUAAGCUAUUCCGUAAAAGUGCCCAGAAAAACGUUAGACACUGCUGAAAUCCAAAAUGCCGCAAGUUUGUCUCUCGAAUCUGUCUUUUCUGCAUUUGGAAUCCAAGACUCCUUGUUUCUGGACCCUUCAAGCUUGGAAGUUGACUGGAAUGAAUAUGAAGAAAUAGAUGAAAAUGGAGAGUCUAGCUGCAGCAUCAAAACUUCUAAUGAAGAUCGAAACAGAAAGGUGCUCCGCAGUUUAUACUUUGGUGACCAAAUUCAGGCUUUGUUCAACGUCUCUAAAGUUGGUGGAUUGGAUGCUGUCGAAAGCUUAAUGAUUUUGGGAAAUAGCCAUCUCUACUUUAUUGAGAACUUCUUCCACUGUGAUGAUGGAAACGUUGUGGAUAUCAAUGAGGUCCCGCACGAAUGGAGAGAUCCGUAUUUGCAAUUUAUCAAACCGCAAGCCACGGAGAAUCAAGGAAACAGAGGCUAUAGAACUAAAAUUUGGAGUUUGAAAAGCUUCGCUUGCGUUUGCAAGAGAAAAUUUUUGUUACGUGACAUUGCCCUAGAACUCUUUUUUGAUGACGGCGCAAGUCUUCUCAUCACAUGUUUGUCGACCAAGCAAAGAGAUGCAAUCCAUGGUAGACUAUCCCCUUACUCUUCGGGCGAGAGUUUGGAUAAAGAUUUAAGAGUUACAUUAGAGGUAUCAUCAUCAUAUUCUCUGCAGCUUUCGCAAAGCACUCAGUCAACGGGUUAUUACUUGAGGUCAAGACUCGCUUCUGCAUUUUCGGCUGGCUUUACCGGUAGCCUGAGCUUUUCCGAAAUUACGAAAAAGUGGAAGAUGGGUAUGAUGUCAAAUUUUUACUACUUGCUAUCUAUCAACACUAUGGCUGGGCGCACAUUUAAUGAUCUAACUCAAUAUCCUAUUUUUCCAUGGGUCAUAGCUGAUUACGAGAGUUCAGAGCUUGAUUUCAGCAAUCCAGAAACUUUCCGUGAUCUUUCAAAACCCAUGGGAGCUCAGUCUUCGAAGCGUGCCGAGGAAUAUCGAGAAAGAUUUGAUGCACUCGCUAGCAUGGAUGACGGCAAUGCCCCUCCCUUUCACUACGGUACUCAUUAUUCAUCGGCGAUGAUAGUCACUUCUUAUCUCAUCCGACUUAAACCUUACGUGCAUUCUUAUCUUCUCCUUCAAGGUGGAAAAUUUGAUCAUGCCGAUCGUUUGUUUAAUUCCGUCGGGAAAGCAUGGACGUCCGCGUCAAAAGAAAACACUACAGAUGUCAGGGAACUUACCCCUGAGUUUUUCUAUCUUCCCGAAUUCUUAGAAAAUAGGAACCAUUUUGAAUUUGGGGAGUUGCACGACGGAAAUAUUUCGAAUGAUGUCGUUCUUCCCAAAUGGGCUAAAGGAGAUCCCAAAAUCUUUAUUGCGAAAAACAGAGAGGCUUUGGAAAGCGCUCAUGUGUCCGCAAACUUACAUCAUUGGAUAGACUUAAUAUUCGGGUUCAAGCAAAGUGGUGAAGAAGCGAUCAAAGCAUUGAACGUAUUUCACCAUCUGUCAUAUGAUGGAGCUAUAAAUCUUGACACCAUCAAAGAUGAAACAGAAAAGCGAGCAGUAAUUGGAAUGAUCAACAAUUUUGGUCAAACGCCCGUGAAAUUGUUCUCCAAACCUCACCCGAUGAAAGAGAUUUUGAACAUGCCAUAUGUGCUGCUUUCUUUUGCAGAAACAAAUAGGAAGUCUCCAGUAUGCACUUUUGAUUGUGGGUCCAGUUUCCCCAUUGGGAAACUAGAGAUUGGCUCGAAGUCUAAAAAAUGGGUCGGAAGGCCUCCACAUACUUCUUUCGAGGACCAGAUUUUGAUUAAAAAGCCAUCACUUGGCCCACAUGAUGUCGCGAGUGGCUCUUUGUUCAUCAAGAGCACUUUAUUCAUGAAUCUAUACCUGAGUAACAUCUCAUCGCUUGUUCAAAUUGAAAAUAAGUUCUUUAUAACCGGCUCAAAUGAUGGAAUGAUUCACAUCUGGAAUUGCUCGCUUCAUCCCACUUUGAGUGUAAAGAUUCACUCUGUGCUUCGGGGCCAUCUAAGCGCAAUAAGAUCGUUAUGUUACAGCAAGGCUUUCAAAAUUUGCUUAAGUCUUGAUGCUGAAGGUGGAAUAAUCCAGUGGGAUAUCACAAGAUUUAAGUUCGUUAGGAGAAUCAGAAAUUCUCUGCCCCUGGAAAAUUCCAAGUUGCUUAUGGCCAUAUCCAAUGAUACUGGAAACUUUUGCACGGUCAACAGCACAAAGUACAACAACAUCUUGACAUUGUAUACAUUGAAUGGAGAUGAAAUUGCCCAAGCCUCACUCAGGCCAGGGCAUAUCACAGCAGUCUCUAUUGCGCAGGCCAAUGAUUCGCUUGUGGAACUGCUCAAGACAGAUUAUCAGCACUCAUACUGGAAAGAUGAGUAUGUUGUUUUAAGCUAUUCUUCCCCGCAGGUGAGCUUACACAUUUACAAACUUCAAGUCAAUACUAGCGGUUGGGCUUUGGUGUUGGUUCAGGAAGCAGACAUCAAGAACUUUAUAGGCGGACACGUCACAUCGUUGCAGGUGUAUAAGCAGACUGAGGUUUGUGAGGAGGAUAGCUUGAGUCGUGGGAGAUUGCUGUUCGUAAUUGGCGACUUUAAAGGCCGAGUGUACGUCUGGUGA
Metschnikowia bicuspidata var. bicuspidata NRRL YB-4993 is the source of this 6345-nucleotide messenger RNA. It is a transcript of the gene BPH1, whose product is annotated as Bph1p. Gene Ontology annotation, molecular function: protein binding. The record is from RefSeq and is a predicted model, not a curated record. Bases 1 to 6345 code for a protein of 2114 amino acids. Lineage: Eukaryota; Fungi; Ascomycota; Pichiomycetes; Serinales; Metschnikowiaceae. The transcript has a single exon.